AUGUCUGAAGCCGAGGUGGCUGGAAAUAGCCCCAAUGCCAGCUCGGAUGUCCUAUCACCAAAGAAGCCAGGCAAACGGCCGGUGUCGACAGCAUGUCAUGCAAGGAAAGUCAAAUGUUCAGGUGGGCAGCCCUGCGAUGGCUGUCGCCAAUCCAGGAAGGAAUCUGAAUGUUCAUACCCUCGCAGACAGCGCAUGGUCAAAGUAGACCAAAGAUACUUGGAGAGACUAGUCGAAGAGAACAAACAGCUUCGAAAUCAAGAAUCUGUGUCAGGUGUUCAGCAGAGACCUUCGAGUCUUGCAGCGGAGCCAUCAGUUGCAGAACCCUCGAUGGAUGAACAACCCUGGUUUCUGAGUAUUAAUAUCCCCCAUACCCCCAUUUUAGUCGGUGAAGCGUCUGAUCUCGGCUUUGCCACGCGUUUCCGCCAAUCAUUGUUAUCCGAUACCCAUGGCCAUAUUCCAAGACUGAAUUAUCCUUCAGACGAGCAGUUGCUUGGGCUGUCUGAAGCCGAAUGCGCAUGGCCUCCAGCAUCCAAGGCUCGGAUGCUGCUUCAUGUUGCCUUCAGGCAUGUCAGCGGACACUACCAUAUCGUGCGCAAAAGUCAGAUCUUGCGAGGCCUGGACAAUGUGUUGCAGAACCCCGCCUCGGCCAGCUUUUUCAUGAAGAGCAAACUUUGGGCUUUGUUUGCCAUCGGAGAACUGUACUCUGCUCAUACCGUUAACAAAGUGUACGGAUACCCUGGCAUGUUGUACUUUGCCAAGGCGACCAAAGGGCUUGCUGUGAUCAGCGAACGACCACACAUUGACGCUAUCGAGAUUCGACUGCUGCUGGCAAGAAUCAACCGCCGCCACUCAGCAUAUGUUCUGGCGGGCUCUGCAGUGCGCUUUUCAGUUGUCAUGGGCCUUCAUCUCAAUGUUCCCGAAAGCCAGCUCAGCGAUGUGUUGGUUCGAGAGCAUCGCACCAGAGUGUGGUGGACAGCGUACAUCUUUGACCGGAUGUGGGCACUGAAUCUCGGGAACCCUAUUGCUGUACCAGAUGAGGCUGUGGACGUGGCCAUGCCCUCUGAUCCAGACCCAUCUCUGUCUGAGUCAAGCGAUUUUGCAGAUGCCGCCCCUUACAUUGCCCGAAUCCAUCUGGCAGAAAUAUCAGGCCGUAUGGUUCAGUCCAUCUAUGUCCGGAAAACCCACACGACACAAGAAGUAAUGCUAUCGCAGCGUGUUCAAAGAAUUCUGAAGGACCUGCAUGAGUGGGCAGAGAAUAUACCACCCUCUUUACGUCUCGAGAAUACACUAGAGGGUUCUACUCUGAAAUCGACGUCGCUGUCGCUGUACCUUUCUUUUAACCAAAGUGUCAUUGUGGCAACGAGGCCCAUUUUGCUCUACAUAUUUCGGGCAUAUGCUUCCUCCUGGAAGGAUUCAACCGCACCUGAGCCGCAGAUCCCAGCGUCCGCUGCCAGUCUUGCUGAAGCCUGUUCUAGAUGUGCACGUGAAUCUUUGAACUUACUUACCGAACGAUGGGUCGAUGGAUCAUUUCCCACCUUCGACUACUUUUAUCCGCAGUAUCUCUUCUCUGCCGGCACAAUUGUGGCAGUAUCCAGUUUAUUGCCCAGAUCGAAAGACAAGUCUGAGAAGGACAGCGAGCAGUUUGAUUCCGCCAUAGACGUGCUUAUGGAAUUACGUGACAGCGGGCACCUUGCCGCAGCGGAGUUUUGCCAGCACUUCGAAGCUAUCAAAAUUUUGACAGACAACUUAUCAGCCACUCGUGGUGAUCCUGAUGAACCGCCAUCCAUCUUGAAGAACCUAACUGCCUUUAAUAGCCCACCAACGGCUACGGCACUUGCUAUCAACUCUAUUGUGACGCCUGGGAAUACUGCUAGUCUACCGGGGCAGUCUCUACAAGAGCUGCUUAUGCCUCCCAGCCUCGACCUUGAGUUUAUCGAUAGCACACUCUUCCAGGAUAUCUCGCAAGGUCUCUACUGGCCGAAAAUUUCUCCAGAGAACGCGGGAGAGGAGGACUGGACAUCUGUUAAUUCUCCGAGUCACUAA
This is a messenger RNA of Clonostachys rhizophaga, 2043 nucleotides long. The record is from the annotation of a GenBank genome assembly. Lineage: Eukaryota; Fungi; Ascomycota; Sordariomycetes; Hypocreales; Bionectriaceae.